Notolabrus celidotus (New Zealand spotty) is the source of this 2813-nucleotide messenger RNA. RefSeq names its product keratin, type 1, gene c5 (gene krt1-c5). The record is from RefSeq and is a predicted model, not a curated record. The transcript is spliced from 12 exons. Gene Ontology annotation, molecular function: structural molecule activity. Bases 712 to 1992 code for a protein of 426 amino acids. NCBI's taxonomy places the organism in Eukaryota, Metazoa, Chordata, Actinopteri, Labriformes, Labridae.
CCAGUAAUUGCAUAGAGACGAAAGAGACCAUGAAAGCAAAAGUUCAAUGCUCACGGAAAUAAAGUAAGCCAGUCCAGAGUCCCGUAAAGUCCGGUCCAUGUUUUCCAUCCAGUCAUAGGUAGGCAAGAAGCGCACCACUCGUUGUAACUUCUAAAUGAAUGUUGGAAAUGAAGAAACAAAUCAUCUGCACAUGUCGACUAAAAGCUAAAACCGUGGAUUAACAUAGACGGACGCGAAACUUCACAGACCUUUCAUGAAGGACUUACUUGUACGCCAUCUUUGCAGGUCGCCAUCAUGUGUUUCUGCGUCAGCCAGAUGCAACAACAGCCUGCGCAGCAUCACCAGUCUUGGCCAGAAGUCCUUUUUUGCCAACUUCUGUCUACACCAGAAGCCCUGAAAUGCUGAGCAUUGCUCCCAGAGGCUACAUUGACAUCAGGCCAAAGUCAGAUGGGUUUGGAGACUGGCAAGUGACCUUUUUGAGAUCAUGUUGGAUUGGAUUCAGCCUCAUUGUGUACGGCCGGAUACACUCAAGGAUUGGACAGAACAGUGAUGGCUCCACCCUGAGAGAGAGAGAGUGAGCCUCCUGCAGCCAGACUCACCUGAGAGAUCUCAGUCGUACCAUCAGGGUCCAAAGCUGGCUGUGCAACACGAGAGAAGACCUGCUGAACAACAGAGACAGAUCUGUGCUACGACUCCUGUGCAGAGGACACCAUGGCCUCCACCCUCUCUGUGCGCAGCUACUCGGUCCGUCAGCCGUCCUUCUCCAGCAUCUCCGUGAGGGACAGUGGACGCAGCAUCCGCUCCAAAACUCAGGUCCCCAUCAGCACACUGCCGCUGUCCCGCUCUGUCUCCAUGGGAAAUGGCCUGAACAUGCUGGGUUCCAAUCUCUCCUUCAACGGGCUCGGUGUGGGCGCCAGCGAAAAGGAGACCAUGCAGUGCUUGAACGACCGGCUGGCCAACUACCUGGACAAGGUGCGUUCGCUGGAGAGAUCCAACGCCGAGCUGGAGGUGAAGAUCAAGCAGCUGAUGAUGGAGAGGGCUCCCAAAGGACACGACAUUGAAGGGUUGAUGGCUCAGGCACAUGCUAUCGGACAGGAGGUGAGAAAGAAGACUCUGGAGAACGCACGCCUCAUGCUGGAGAUCGAUAAUGCCAAGCUGGCGGCCGACGACUUCAGGGUCAAAUGGGAAGCAGAAGCCACCUUGUGUCAAUCAGUGGAGAGAGACUGUCAGGCUCUGAGGAGAGCCAAGUCCGACCACGAUCAGAUCAUCGCCACUCUGCGAGGAGACCUGGACAGCCUGAAGGAGGAGCUCUACUUCCUCAAGAAGAAUCACGACGAGGAAAUGAACGCUCUGAAAUCCCGUCUGGCCAACGAGCAGGUGAAUGUGGAGGUGGACGCUGCUCAGGGUCCAGAUUUAGGGGCCAUCAUGGCUGAGCUGAGGGUCCAGUAUGAGGGAAUCGCUCGCAAAAACAAGGAGGAGGCCGAGACCUGGUACCUCAGGAAGUUGGAGGCGGUGCAGUCUGAGGUCAAAGAUAGUAACGAGGCUCUGCGUUGUGCCCAGAAUGAGCUCAGUGAGAGGAGGCGUUUCCUGCAGGCUCUGGAGGUUGAACUGGACAGUCUAAGGAAGCAGGUCAGCGUGUUGGAGGGUAACCUGGCAGAAACGGGGCACAAGUAUUCAGUGGAGAUGGAUCGUCUUCAGGCCACACUGACUCAGCUGGAGGACGAGCUGUCUCAGCUGCGUUUGGACAUGCAACGCAACAAGACCGACUACGAACAGCUGCUGCGCAUUAAACAGAACCUGGAGAUGGAGAUCGCCACCUACAGGAGGCUGCUGGAGGGAGAGGAAAUGGUGAAAGAGACACCUCCACCUGUUAAAAAAGACCCAGAAAUAAGAACCAGGAAGAUCGUAAAAGUUGUUACCCAGACCAUGGUCAACGGGAAGGUGGUGGAUGAGUCCAGUGAGGUGGAGCAGAUUGAGGAGCACAAAAAAUGAGCCAAAGCAUUUGCAGGGAGGCAGUGACGUGUCUAAAACCAGAAGUGCCAGCUGUGUUUCAAAUCAGACAUCAAUCACCACAGCACCAUUUUUUCAAUGUUUCAGUUUCAUGUUAAUACAAUGCCUUUAACUUGCCAAAAAUAUACCACUAGUAGAGUUCAAUGGAAACUUGUCUUUCCUAGCAGCAUGAUAGAUUUCUGUAAGUCCAUGAAAUUGGAAGGAUUCAUUAGUACGAAGGGAAUUUUCUCUGAAAUGUUUGAAUAGUCUGUGGACAAACACAUCUUAACUUAAAAUCAACUUUGAAAACUAGCUUUUUAUGAGGUUUUUAACCUCACUGUAGAUUUAUUUUGUUCAGUCAAACUACUACGAAGAGAAGUCUAACACCACACUGAUCUGUAAGUUUAAUAUAACUCUUCAGCUAACAGCCAAUUAGCUUAGCUUAGCAUACAGAUGCUACAUACCAGCACCUCUAAUGCGCAUUUACAAACACUUUAGACUUGGUGUAUUUGUUUAAGUACAAUGAAUUAAGUAUUAAAAGGUCCCUGUGCUUUGCUGAGCUAACCAGCUGCUAGCUGUACUUUACAUUUAGCAGACAGACAUAAGGUGAGGUGAAUUAGAGUAUUUCUAAAUCUAUUCAAAAACGGUUUAAUUCUGACUGAAGGGAUAUUUUUGCAGGGUAGCGUGAUCAUUUCAAUAAAUGUGUAAAUGCCUUUUAGAAAAUGUCUUGAUCUUGCAGUAGUAUCUACUGUAUGUGAAUGUUGUUCUGUUAAAGACAUAAACAACUCAACCAAAGCAGAUGUACAGUGUCAAUAAAAAAAUGU